Molecule: messenger RNA, 1062 nt
Organism: Glarea lozoyensis ATCC 20868
Lineage: Eukaryota; Fungi; Ascomycota; Leotiomycetes; Helotiales; Helotiaceae
Exons: 1
Coding region: 1-1062 (353 amino acids)
Source: RefSeq, a predicted model, not a curated record
AUGUGCGUGACACACGUUUACUCGGACCGCUACCCGGACGGGGAAACGAUUCCCUUUCGCCGCCUCAUAACCUGCCAAUAUGGCAAGCCAGGACGGCCAUGCUCAACACACAGUACCAUUGAGGAACCACUUCGCAACAUCAAUUGGGGUGAAGAAACCACAGAGGAGCGUCUCCGCCCAGUGAUCUACCACGCUCAGCACCGUCCUCUAACUCCUCCUCACUCGCCACAUGGCUCUCACCACAGACACUCUUCUUCCGAAUCUGCUGGUCACCGCCGUAAACCAUCCAAACGUCUUUUGUCACCAUUGAGACCUACUAGGCAGCACAGAAAGGAACGCAUCGUGAUCGUGGAUUCCCCACCAACCCCAAGGACUCCACCUCAACACUUUAGUCAGACUUUCACUGCUCCUUCAUCGCCUGCCACACCUACAUAUCGUACCUCACACGAAGCCUCCCGGGAUCGUCCCAUCAUUGUCGACGAGCGACCUUUCCGUCGCAACCCUCACUCCAUGGGCCCCGUUUUUGGCGACCGCCGCCCAGCAACCCCCCGCGCGUCACGGGAACAUUCUCGCCCACGCCAACACCAAGCAUGGGACUCUCCGUCCUCGUCUCACACAUCUUUCAACUCCCGUCUUCGCUUCGAAGAGGAAGAGGCCGCCGCUCGUGCCCGCGAGUUCAAGAAGAGAGACGCUGAACGCCAAGUCCGUCGGGAAUUAGACGCUCGUGAGGCCGAACGCAAACUUCGCGAGGAUUUGAAAGCCAGAAGGGCUAAGGAAGAGAGAAGGGCCAAAGAAGAGUUCUUCAGACGGCAAGACGAGGAAAUCAACGCCAGACCAGCUGUUCCACUGGUCCCUUUAUCUCGCCGGCAGACCGUGGUGGAUCAGGAGUUACCUUAUAUGAUGGGCGCUCUUGCCGUGGGAACGGAUCGCACGGGGAAUGAAGAGGAAGCAAUGAAACGUCGAUUGAGGGAGCGACAGCUUCCCAAGCGACGAUCCAGUGUCGGGCCGGCUCAAAGACGCCACCGAGUUGCUUACGAUGAUGGCAUGUAUCGAUGGGAGUAA